GUGAAUUCCCUGGACGACAGCGGGGUCCUGGUGGGGAACUGGACCGGGGAUUAUUCGCAGGGCACGAACCCCUCGGCCUCCGGCUCCGUGGGGAUCCUCAGGAGCUUCCACGGCUCCGGAGCCCCCGUGCGCUACGGGCAGUGCUUGUUCGCCGGCGUGGUCACCACUGUUCUGCGCUGCCUGGGCCUGCCCACCCGCACGGUGACCAAUUACAACUCGGCCCACGACACCGACACCUCCCUGACCACCGACAUCUACCUGGACGAGGCCAUGAGGCCCCUGGAGCGCCUCAACACCGACUCCGUCUGGAACUUCCACGUGUGGAACGACUGCUGGAUGAAGAGGCCGGACCUGCAGGGCUACGACGGUUGGCAGGUGGUGGAUGCCACGCCCCAGGAGACCAGCAGCGGCCUGUUCUGCUGCGGGCCGUGCUCGGUGACCGCGGUCAAGAACGGCGACGUCUUCCUCAAGUACGACACGCCCUUCGUCUUCGCCGAGGUGAACAGCGACAAGGUGUACUGGCAGCGGCAGGCGCACGGCGGCUUCGCCGUGGUGCACGUGGAGCAGGGCGCGAUCGGCCGCAGGAUCAGCACCCUGGGCGCCGGCUCGGCCGCCAGAGUGGACAUCACUGACCAGUACAAGCACCCCGAGGGCUCGGAGGAGGAGCGCCGUGCCGUCAACGCCGCCACCUCGCACGGCUCCCGCCCUCGCCAGCGCGGCCCCACCUCGGCCGGAGAGGUCACCCUGACCGUCGGCUCCGGCCCGGCCGUGGCCGGAGCCGAGCUGGACCUUCGGGCAGUGGUCAAGAACCAGGGGGCGGAGCCUCGGACGCUGCGGCUGCGCUUCUCCCUCUGCGCCGUGCGCUACACGGGCGUGGCCGGGGCCGCCUUCCGGCAGGAGCAGCACCGCCGGACGCUGCCGCCGGCGCAGGAGGACACGGUGACAAUGACCGUGAGUUACUCCGAGUACCAGCCCCACGUGGGUGACCAGGACGCGCUGAAGCUGACGGUGGCGGCGGCCGUGCAGGAGACGGGGCAGGUGCUGGCCAAGGAGCUGCUGGUGCGGCUGCACACGCCCGAGCUCACCCUGACGCUGCUGGGCCCGGCCGUGGUGGGCCAGGAGGUGCCUGUGCAGGUGGUUUUCCAGAACCCUCUACCGGAGCCGCUGACCGGAGCCUCGCUGAGGAUGGAGGGCGCCGGGAUCUCCUGUCCCAAACCGGUGUCACUGGGGUGA
Molecule: messenger RNA, 1233 nt
Organism: Agelaius phoeniceus (red-winged blackbird)
Lineage: Eukaryota; Metazoa; Chordata; Aves; Passeriformes; Icteridae
Source: RefSeq, a predicted model, not a curated record